Arachis duranensis is the source of this 1660-nucleotide messenger RNA. RefSeq names its product proline dehydrogenase 2, mitochondrial. Lineage: Eukaryota; Viridiplantae; Streptophyta; Magnoliopsida; Fabales; Fabaceae. The record is from RefSeq and is a predicted model, not a curated record. Gene Ontology annotation, cellular component: mitochondrion. Gene Ontology annotation, molecular function: FAD binding; proline dehydrogenase activity.
CAACUCAAACCGUUGAUGGCCACCCGCGUGAUCCCACCAAGAAUCCUGAGGAAUCUGCGAUACAACACAGCCACCAAGCCCUUGGCCUCGUCCCACCCUUCCUCCCUCUCCCCAACUCUCUCUCCUCCUUGUUUAUCGGACCCUAAGCCGCCGUCCCAAACCGUCCUCCGCCCCGCCUUGGACCCGUCCGCCCUCGACUUCAACGACGUCCAGUCCCUCUUCUCCUACGUCCCAACCUCCAACCUCCUCCGCUCCACCGCCGUCCUCCAUGCCACGGCCGUCGAGCCAAUGGUCGACCUUGGAAUGUGGAUCAUGCGGUCCAAGCUCUUCGAGGUCGAGGGGGUUAAGGACGUCAUCCUCGCCGCCAUCAGAAACACCUUCUACGGGCAUUUCUGCGCUGGCGAAGAUGCCGUCACCGCCGGAAAGAGCAUCAGGGCUCUGAAUGACGCUGGUUUGAGGGGAAUGCUUGUCUACGGCGUAGAAGACGCUCAUGACAACGAAGGAUGUGAUCGGAACCUGAAAUGUUUCCUUCACACCGUUGACGUCAGCAGAUCGCUUCCACCAUCUUCGGUGAGCUUUGUGAUUGUGAAAAUAACUGCGAUAUGUCCCAUGAGCCUGCUAGAGAGAUUGAGUGACUUGCUAAGGUGGCAACAAAAAGAUCCUUCUUUCAACUUGCCAUGGAAGCAAGAUUCAUUCCCUCUAUUCUCAGAUUCAACACCAUUGUACCACACAAGGAAGAGACCUGAGGCUCUAACACCACAAGAAGAGAGUGAUCUUGAACUUGCAAUGCAAAGACUCAAUGAGCUUUCCCAAAAGUGUGUGCAAGCCAAUGUUCCUUUACUGGUUGAUGCAGAGCAUACUUCAGUUCAACCAGCCAUUGAUUAUUUUACCUACAAUGCUGCCAUUAAUCACAACAAGGGUGAGAGCCCUAUAGUGUUUGGGACCAUGCAGACAUACCUUAAGGAUGCCAAGGAGAGGCUCUUGCUUGCAACAAAGGCAGCAGAUAAGAUGGGGAUCCCAAUGGGAUUCAAGUUGGUGAGAGGUGCUUAUAUGUCUAGUGAGAGGAAAUUGGCUUCUUCUUUGGGCUAUGCUUCCCCUAUUCACAACACCAUUCAAGACACUCACAAGUGUUUCAAUGAUUGCUCCUCUUUUCUUCUUGAGAAAGUUGCCAAUGGCCCUGGUGGCCUUGUUCUUGCCACCCAUAAUAUUGAAUCAGGGAAAUUAGCUGCUGCAAAAGCACAUGAGAUAGGGAUUGGAAAGGUGAACCACAAGCUUGAAUUUGCACAGCUUCUAGGAAUGUCAGAGGCACUUUCCUAUGGUUUGAGCAAUGCAGGGUUUCAGGUUAGUAAGUAUAUGCCAUUUGGACCUGUAGAGACAGUCAUGCCUUAUCUUCUUAGAAGGGCUGAAGAGAAUAGAGGGAUGUUAGCAGCUUCAGGCUUUGAUAGGUUACUAAUGAGGAAGGAGUUAGGAAGGAGACUAAAAGCUGCUUUAGGAGUUUAGUUUAGUUAAAUUGUUGGGAUGCAUGGGAUGUAAUAAUGUCUUUUGUGCAGGCAAAGAUUAAAGAUUGAUUGCCUUAUCAUUGUACAAAUUAGAGAAUCUUGUAUUCUUUUUUUCUGAAUUCUGAAUUCAGAUUAAUGAAAUGUGCAUUGCCAUUUCUGUA